This is a messenger RNA of Juglans microcarpa x Juglans regia, 1994 nucleotides long. Its product is annotated as NAC domain-containing protein 14-like. The record is from RefSeq and is a predicted model, not a curated record. Bases 141 to 1994 code for a protein of 617 amino acids. NCBI's taxonomy places the organism in Eukaryota, Viridiplantae, Streptophyta, Magnoliopsida, Fagales, Juglandaceae. Gene Ontology annotation, biological process: regulation of DNA-templated transcription. Gene Ontology annotation, molecular function: DNA binding. The transcript is spliced from 11 exons.
ACUAAAGUGCAAUCUUCGUUACGAAGCUAGUUGGACUUGCUUUUGAUUCAUUUCCCCUCCAUUUAUAAGGACCAACCGCUUCAUCUCUCACUCUCGCUCGCGCUUAGACUUUGUUAUAAUUCUGUUUGUUCACGAGUGAUAUGGAUGCGUUGUCUCUGAAAGUGCAACCAUGGAUGAGAUUUGACCCGCCGGAAGACAAGGUCAUCGACUUCUUCUUGAGGGCAAAGAUCACUGGGAAUGAUGAGUUAGUCGACUUCAUUCCCGAAGCUCAGAGUUGCAAAUGGGAGCCCUGGGAUUUGAAAGCCUGUUUAGAUUCAUGUGGCAUAAACACCGCAUGUCCCGAGCGGUGGUUCUUCUCGCCACUGGAUCUGAAGCAUCGAAGUGGGAAUCGAUCGAACCGGGCAACCGAUGCUGGGUUUUGGAAAGUGACUGGAAAUGACAAGAUAAUCAUGUCUGAAACUGGAAUCAUUGGAAAGAAAAAGUUUCUGGUAUUCUAUAGAGGUCGUGGUAAAGGCGAGAAAACAGAUUGGGUGAUUCAUGAAUACCAUACAACCCUGAAGGACCUUGAUGGCACCCAUCCCGGUCAGAACGCCUUUGUACUCUGCCGAUUAUCCUAUAAACAUGAAAAGAGUAUUAAAGAUCAAAACAUUAAUGAUGCUGGACAUGCUGUUUCAUCACCCGCCAUAUCCAAAUUGUUUCAUGAAGAAUCAGAGUCUGAGCUACUUCUGGCCUCAGUAUUCCCUGCAUCAGGUGGGGAAGCUACUACAACACCUGAAAAUUGUGAUGAAACAAUAUCUGGCACUACAACAGCUGCCGAGUGUGAUGACAAACAUAUUAGUGCUCACGCUGCAGAGAAUCAAUUGGGAGAACUUACCAUUACCAAUGAUGAUUUGAAAAUAGAAGAAAUGAUCAUUGAGCUGCAGCAAAUAGAAGCUUGCGAUGUUUUGACGCCUUCAACUUCACUACACAAUAACCCUACUGUUUCAUCAGCCGCCACAGCUAAAUCUUCUUUAGAAGAAAUAGAGUCUACGCGAGGUUUGGAUUCGGUCAGUUAUAAUGCUUGCGCAGCAAGAAAUGAAGUGCCUGAAGCACCAGUCAGUGAGUUUGAGGAAGGCUUGAGUCUGUCUGAUCUCCCAUCAGAGCCACCGGAUUGCAACUUGUCCUCUUUGUUUCACCCCUUGGAUACGCAACUUGGCAUGUCUGAUCCCGUCACUUAUGACUCAAACAACAGUCCUAGUGGCACUUAUUUUCAGUAUGGUGCUUAUAAGCCUGCCGCUCAUGACCAUGAAUUAUCAGAUCCAAUGGCUUAUUUUGAUAAUGAGUACAUUCAAAAUAUGUCUGUCAGUCAAAAGAACCUCACUGUGGUCUCUAAUAAGGACAAUGGAUCAUGCACCGGUUCAGGUGCAAAAAUGGCCAACAAACCGCUUGAAUGGUGUGACCAAAAUUGUUAUAAUGCUUACACUGCAAAAAAGGAAGUGCUAGAAGCAACAGCCAGUGAGGUUGAUUUGCAGCUCAAGGAAGGCUUGUAUAUGUUUGAUCUUCUACCAAAGCCUCCAGAUUGCAACUUGGAUAUGCCAUUCGGCAUGCCUUGUCCCGUCACCGAUGACUCAAACAACAGUCAUUGCAGGAUGGAUUUUCAUCAAAAGAAUCUCACUUUGGUCUCUAUUAAGGACAGUCAUGCGAAUGCACCGCUUGAGUCAACGUUCCAAGAUUCUGGAAGGGUCAGCAAACGAAAGGCUUCAUCAGGGUUGGUAAAUCUGGAAUCCCACAUGAACUUGCUUAAUAUAAGAUUCUUAUGGAUGUUGCCAAAUCAAAUGAUUAUCAGAAACCUGAAUAGAAAAGAACUUCAGGGUUCUUCUUCUACCCACUACAUUUGCACAAAUUCAAGAUGGUGUGGUCUGUGUAUUCGAUCUGGGAUUUUUCUGGUUUACCUCUUUUCAAGAACUGGUCAAUCCUUCAUGGAGUAUUUCCAUGACUAUAUUUACGGCUGGUGA